AUGGAGACGGAGACCGGGGUGGUCCGCGUGCGGCGGGAUGCGCUCACCGCCCGCUUGACAUGCCCUCUCUGCCAGGACCUCUUUCGGGAGGCCUCCGCCUUCGUCGAGUGCCUCCACACUUUUUGCCGGGAGUGCAUUAUGAAGAAAAUAGAUGAUGAAGAGAUCGCCUCCUGCCCAGUAUGCCACAUUGAUCUUGGUAUCGCUCCUGAAGAGAAACUGAGGCCUGAUCACAAUAUUCAGAGUAUCAGGAACAAGGUGUUUCCACGCAAGACAGAAGUUGAUGCUUCUAAGGUUCCAAAUAUUACAUCGCCAGCAAAGAGAAAAGAGAGGUCCCUUUCUUCCUUGGUAGUUGAAACCCCGAAGAUAACAACACAGACUAGUCUGACAGGACAUAGGACCAAAGCUGUAAGAAGGACAACAACCUCCCAUAUCACUUCUCUCAUUGCAAAUGGAACCAUGAAAUUACUGAAUAAUUCCGAAGGCCGCAAUCAGAAGACUGAGAAAACCUCAGCACCACAGUCUAGCAAGAUGACAACAUCUGCAAAUAAAACGAAGAUUAAUGCAGAUGUUAUAGCCUCAAACCAGCCAUCUUCUGAAGUUGGAGAGAAUCGUGAGACAAUUGACAAUGAAGAAUUUCAGAAACCCUUACACAGUUUGGUCACGGAAAGUGGGAAGAGAUCGCUUAGAUUAAGUCUUAAAAGAAAGUACGCUGCCGCCAAGGAGGACAAAAUGAAAAGCACAAAGGGUGAAAUCUCAAUAAGGAAAAAUGUCGCAGCAGAUAAAGUGGCUAUUACUGGAAUAAGGGCGGGUAAGCACCCAAACAAGUUAAAACUUGUAGACGAAAACAAAGGCAAUUCUUCAGAAUCUGUAUCAACCAAUGAUAAAAGAACCACAGAGGAUAGUCUGACGAAAAUUACAGAAGCAGACUUGCAGGGAAAACCCUUGAACAGUUGUAUUGAGGCAAGCAGGAAUACAUCGCUUGGAUCAGGUUCUAAGAGCCAUGGCGCUACCGCCAAGGAGGACAAAAUUAAGAGCACAAAUGGUAAACUCUCCAUAAGGAAAGAUGACACGGUAGAAAAACUGGCUAUUGCUGAACUAAGCCUGAGUGAGCAUUCCAAUAAAACAACCACGGAGGAUAAUCUGAGGAAAAGCCCAGAAGCAGACCCACGGCAGGAACCGGUUGGUUCUACAAUCACUGGUUCUUCGCAUGAUGGAGUAACUACCCCAGUCUGGUUUUCACUAGUCUCUUCACCGAGCCAGGUACAAGAUAAACUGCUGCCUCAGAUACCAAAUAUGUACUUGAGAAUUAAAGAUAGGAGUAUGCAGAUCUCCUCCGUCCUGACUUACAUUACAAAGAAACUUGAGCUAGCAAGUGAUGAUAAGCUGGAGAUCCUAUGCAAUGAAUGGCCAAUCUGCCCCUCGACAACGCUACACCGCCUACGUGAACAGUGGUUGAGCCGCAAGCCAAAGCAGGAGGUCCGGGCGGCGGUGGGCGGCCCGGCCAAGGAGUUUGUCAUGGAGCUUCGCUACCGCCGGCGGCCGGCGGCCGUAUCUCUGUGCUGCAUGAUGAAGACAAAGGGGCUUAAUGAGAAGAAGGCAGCUCUGGACGCCAAAACUGACACCUCUGUCAGCACUGCUAAACUUGAGACCCUGCGAAAGGAGUUGGAAGCCCUUGAAGAGAGGAUCCGGGAUCUUGGCUCUCUUCGUUAUUUUCUUGGCAUUGAGGUUCAGUCAGUUACUGAUGGUCUCUCCUUAUCUUAG
Lolium rigidum is the source of this 1761-nucleotide messenger RNA. Its product is annotated as E3 ubiquitin protein ligase DRIP1-like. Gene Ontology annotation, molecular function: ubiquitin-protein transferase activity. Bases 1 to 1761 code for a protein of 586 amino acids. Lineage: Eukaryota; Viridiplantae; Streptophyta; Magnoliopsida; Poales; Poaceae. The transcript has 8 exons. The record is from RefSeq and is a predicted model, not a curated record.